Messenger RNA from Aspergillus ruber CBS 135680, 1131 nucleotides. RefSeq names its product alpha/beta fold hydrolase. The record is from RefSeq and is a predicted model, not a curated record. Bases 1 to 1131 code for a protein of 376 amino acids. Lineage: Eukaryota; Fungi; Ascomycota; Eurotiomycetes; Eurotiales; Aspergillaceae. The transcript has 2 exons.
AUGCUCGCGGGCCUGGCCCUCUUGGCCGCCGAAGCCACCGCCAAGACCUGCUUUAACAGCACCGUGGAGAUCCCUAUUACAUCGCGCAACGGCGUCUUCGACAACCUCAGCACACCCAAAACCAACUUUGAGGCCGCUGCGUUUGCAAUCUCCGCUACUCGUCAGGGUGCCAAUGGCACGGAGCAGGCGCUGACUGACUACGCUACUAUCUCGAAGACAUACAAGAUCUCGACGCAGUAUUGUAUGCCCGAUGCUUCCAGUCGCGAUGCUCCGCUACAAAUCUUGACGCAUGGAAUUGGGUUUGAUAAGACUUACUGGGACCUCCCAUACCACGACUUCAACUACUCAUACAUCGACAAUGCCCUCUCGCAUGGCUAUCAUACCCUCUCCUACGACCGCCUGGGCAUUGGCAACUCCUCCCACGGCGACCCCAAGAACGAAAUCCAGGCCUUUCUGGAAGUCUCCGCCCUAGCCCAGAUCACCCAGAUGACUCGCAAUGGUUCGUUCCCGGGUAUCCGCCAGAAACCGCAGAAGGUCAUCCACGCCGGUCACUCGUUCGGCUCGGGUCUGACAUACGCCUUGUCUGCCAUGUACCCCAGCCUCACAGACGGUAUCGUCCUGACCGGGUUCUCGUUUAACAUGAGCUUUAGUUCGUACUUUGUCGCUGGUGCGAACUUCCAUCAGGCGAAUCGGGUUUUCUCGUCGAAGAACACUUCCUCGUCGUAUUACCCGCCUGGUUACCUGGUGAGCUCGAACGCCGUCGCAAAUGAGUUCCUCUUCUUUACACCACCGUACUUCGACCCCAAGCUCCUUGCAUUCGCGGAGCAGAACAAGAAGCCUGUUGCCAUUGGUGAGCUUUUGACUAUGGGUAGUGUGCCUAUGCAGAGUCCCUUCAAGGGGCCGGUUCUGAUUAUCACCGGUUCGAACGAUGUCCCCUUCUGUGGUGGCGAUUGUCUUAACACCGGCGGUGCUGCGGAGUCUAUUCCUGCGCAGGGCAAGGUGGCGUUCCCGUCUGCGAAGGCGUUUGAGGCGUACAUCCAACCGCACACGGGACACGGCCUUAACCUGCACUACAAUGCCACGGGGGCUUAUGAGGUUAUUGCUGGAUUCUUGAAGAGCAAUGGGUUGUAA